Lynx canadensis (Canada lynx) is the source of this 2559-nucleotide messenger RNA. It is a transcript of the gene ANKRD42, whose product is annotated as ankyrin repeat domain 42. The record is from RefSeq and is a predicted model, not a curated record. The transcript is spliced from 12 exons. Gene Ontology annotation, molecular function: protein binding. The annotation marks the transcript as partial. Lineage: Eukaryota; Metazoa; Chordata; Mammalia; Carnivora; Felidae.
AAUGACCGCAGCACGCCGGAAGUUUACCCGUUUCCAGGGCAACGGCUCCACCGCAACUACAACCGGUUAGCUGUAGUCGGGACGCUGGAAAGCACCUCCGAGGAGAGGGUAGCGGCUGACGGCGGCCGCCGCCAGAGCGACUCUUGGAGAGUAGCAAUCGAAGACGGCGGCCGCCUCACUAGUCAUCGCGUUUGGAGGACAAACGGCCGACAUGGUCAAAGCGGCGGCCAGUUAAGGGAAAGAGUUAGCGAAGACAGGGGAAGUAUCCGUGAAGACGGCGGCCACCUCUAUAGGGGCUCUAGAAGAGUACGUGAAGACAUCGGCUUCUCCCGCAGUGACUCGAGAAGAGUCAAUGAAGACCUUGGCAGUGUCCCUCUGGAGAGAGUUAGGGGAGAUGGUGGCCGCUGUUACAGCACCUCCUGGGAGACAUUAAGGGGAGACCGCGGCUUCAGCAGCAGCGACGUGAAUUUAAGUGAAGUCGGUAGUCACCAAACUAGUGACUGUGAGGGACCGGUCCGAGAAGACCGCGGCCUCCGCUUCAGUGAUUCUUGGGAGGGGGUCAGAGAAGUCCCCCAAACCAGCGACUCCGGGGAGAGAAGCAGUGACUACCACAGCCGCCGCCUCAGUGACUCUUGGGAGGAAGGGAGUGCCGAUGGCGGCCACAGCCUCAAUAAUUCCUGGGACGGAGUAAGUGAAGAUCGCGGCUACGCGGCCAGUGACUCCUCUGCGGUGAGCGUCAGCAUAGACGCCAGCCGCCGCCUCAGUGGAUUCUGGGAGGGAGAAAGUAUAGACGAGGGUUCCCGCUGCGGGAGCUCCUGGGAGGGAACCAGGGAGGACGGCGGCCCCGGUGCUAGCGACGACGAAGGCGGUAGCCGCUGCAGUGGCUCGUGGGUGACAGCAAGUGAAGAUCACCGUAGCAGUAGGGGCCUGGACUCGAUUCCUCCCCGAAGUCCGCGGGAUCGCACCAUGCCCGGGGUGUCAGAUUCAGGCCCCUCCACUUCCUCUAGGGAGACUGCAACCCCAAGUGCCCAGAAGAAAGUGCAUUUUGGUAACACACAUGAUGCAGUACGGGCUGGAGAUGUAAAGCAGCUUUCAGAAAUAAUAGAACGUGGAGCCAGCAUUAAUGAAGUUGACAUUCUCCAUAAGUUUUCCCCUUUACAUUGGGCAGCACAUUCUGGAAGUUUGGAGUGUCUUCACUGGCUCCUCUGGCAUGGAGCUGAUAUCACCCAAGUAACCAUGAGAGGUUGGACAGCAGCUCACAUAGCUGCAAUCAGAGGCCAAGAUGCUUGUAUGCAGGCUCUCAUAAUCAAUGGGGCAAAUCUGGCAGCUCAAGAUGAUCAUGGAUGCACUCCUUUACACCUUGCUGCAACACACGGACAUUCUUUCACUUUACAGAUAAUGCUUCGAAGUGGAGUGGAUCCCAGUGUGACUGAUAAGAGAGAAUGGAAACCUGUGCACUAUGCAGCUUUUCAUGGGAGGCUCGGCUGUUUGCAGCUUCUAGUUAAAUGGGGAUGCGGCAUAGAAGAUGUGGACUACAAUGGAAACCUUCCAGUUCACUUAGCAGCCAUGGAAGGCCACCUUCACUGUUUUAAAUUCCUACUCAGUAGAAUGAACAGCACCACACAGGCUCUAAAAGCCUUCAAUGAUAAUGGAGAAAAUGUACUGGAUUUGGCCCAGAGGUUCUUUAAACAGAACAUUUUGCAGUUUAUCCAAGGGGCUGAGUAUGAACAAAGUGAUUCAAAAGAUCAGGAAACCUUAGCAUUUCCAGGUCAUAUGGCUGCCUUUAAGGGUGAUUUGGAAAUGCUUAAGAAAUUAAUAGAAGAUGGAGUAAUCAAUAUUAAUGAACGUGAUAAUAAUGGAUCAACUCCUAUGCAUAAAGCUGCUGGGCAAGGCCACAUAGAGUGUUUGCAGUGGAUAAUUAAAAUGGGAGCAGACAGUAAUAUUACAAACAAAGCAGGGGAGAAACCCAGUGAUGUGGCUAAGAGGUUUGCCCAUUUAGCGGCUGUAAAGCUAUUAGAGGGGCUACAAAAAUAUGACUUGGAUGAUGAGAAUGAAAUUGAUGAAAAUGAUACAAAGUUUUUCUUAAGACAUGGUGUUGAGGGAAGCACUGAUGCCAAGGAUGAUCUAUGUCUCAGUGAGUUGGAUAAGACAAAUGCUAGAAUGAGAGCUUAUAAGAAAAUUGUUGAAUUGAGACACAUGCUGGAAAUUGCUGAGAGCAACUUUAAACACUUGGGAGGGAUAACAGAAGAAGAUCUAAAGCAGAAGAAAGAACAGCUUGAGUCAGAAAAGACAAUCAAGGAGCUGCAGGGCCAGCUGGAGUAUGAACGGCUACGCAGAGAAAAAUUAGAAGGUCAGCUGGAUGAGUAUCGCGCAGAGGUAGAUCAACUCAGGAAGACACUGGAAAAGAUUCAGGUCUCCAGCUUUGCUGUGAAAGAGGACUCUACUGACUCAAGCAAAGAUAAAAGGCGAGUGAAGAAAAAGGUGUCUUCUGGGGGAGUUUUUGUGAGAAGGUAUUCAUCAAUGAAAUAACUUUAAAUAAACUUGUUUUUCAUUUUUAAA